AUGCUUAUUGCAGCCAAACAGUAUAGCCAAUGGCUUCCAGCAUGCAGGGCGGUUAAAGGAAUUAAUCAUGAAAAGUGGCUCUGUGCUGGACUCGGAAAGCCUUCUCGAAGAUUGAAAAGUUCACAGAACGCGCAAGCACCUACUGUCUUUUCUGGAAUCCAACCCACGGGCGUACCACAUCUGGGUAACUUCCUUGGCGCUCUUCGUGAAUGGUUUAAAAUUCAAGAAGCUGCCACCGAGAACACCAAGUUGAUAUUCUCCAUUGUUGAUUUACAUGCAUUGACUGUGCCUCAGCAAAGCAGUCAGCUGAGGAAAUGGAGGAAAGAGGCCCUCGCAACAUUGAUAGCUGUGGGUUUAGAUCCAAACCGGUCGACAAUAUUCUAUCAGUCUUCUGUCCCCCAACAUGCUGAGUUAUUUUGGAUCUUGAGUACUGUAGCUUCUACGGGUUAUCUAUCUCGUAUGACUCAAUGGAAGAGCAAACUCCAACUGCCAGAGGAUGCGAGCUUGGACAACUCCGAGGUUCGAUCAAAUCUACGCCUUGGUCUCUUCUCCUACCCAGUGCUCCAAGCUGCAGAUAUCCUGGUUCAUAGAGCCACUCAUGUUCCAGUCGGAGAAGACCAAAGACAACAUCUGGAGUUUGCCAGGUAUACCGCAAAUAGCUUUAACCAUCUAUAUGGGCCGAUUUUUCCCUCUCCAGAAGCACUAAUCUCCCCCGCAAAGAGAGUAAUGUCUCUGAAAGAGCCGACACUCAAAAUGUCGAAAUCUCAUGCGGAUGGACGCUCGAGAAUCAUCCUCACCGACUCUCCUGAGGAUAUCCGACGAAAGAUCAAAGUUGCACUCACAGACUCAGAGCCUGGCAUAACUUAUGAUCCGAUACGCCGGCCGGGCAUCUCAAAUCUCAUAGAAAUUUUCAGCCAUCUCGAAGGAAAGCCGUGCUCUGAGAUUGCCUCAUUGUACCAGGACGCAACCCCCCGUGCUCUCAAAGAGCAUUUAUCUGACAAAAUCUGCCAAAUUUUAUCUCCGAUCAGAGAGAAGUUUCAUGCGGUAAUGGCAGACGGCCAUGCGUUGAGCGCGAUUUCAGAGCAGGGGGCGCAGGAAGCACGUGCCAAUGCUGAGAUUACUAUGAAAAAAGUUCGAGAUGCCAUGGGUCUUUGAAGCCCUGAUGCUGUGCUGCGUCCAUGUAUUUUCAAGGGACCAAUCAGUCCCGUAUAGCAUGUCUGAGCGUUCAAUCCACGACUAUAUACGCGUGUCACAUAUCACUUUUAAUCUGUUCAACUCUUUAUGGUAGCCACACAAAUGUAUAUACAUUUCUUAC
This is a messenger RNA of Aspergillus nidulans FGSC A4, 1315 nucleotides long. Its product is annotated as tryptophan--tRNA ligase MSW1. Gene Ontology annotation, biological process: tryptophanyl-tRNA aminoacylation; tRNA aminoacylation for protein translation. Lineage: Eukaryota; Fungi; Ascomycota; Eurotiomycetes; Eurotiales; Aspergillaceae. Bases 1 to 1155 code for a protein of 384 amino acids. Gene Ontology annotation, cellular component: mitochondrial matrix. The transcript is spliced from 5 exons. The record is from RefSeq and is a predicted model, not a curated record. Gene Ontology annotation, molecular function: tryptophan-tRNA ligase activity; aminoacyl-tRNA ligase activity; nucleotide binding.